Phytophthora infestans T30-4 is the source of this 645-nucleotide messenger RNA. Its product is annotated as ribosomal protein L37e, putative. The record is from RefSeq and is a predicted model, not a curated record. Gene Ontology annotation, cellular component: ribosome; cytosolic large ribosomal subunit. The transcript has 3 exons. Gene Ontology annotation, molecular function: structural constituent of ribosome; RNA binding. Gene Ontology annotation, biological process: translation. Lineage: Eukaryota; Oomycota; Peronosporomycetes; Peronosporales; Peronosporaceae. The coding region runs from base 82 to 360 and encodes 92 amino acids.
UGCCUCAGCUUCCCCACCUCGCGCUAGACUUAUUUUACCCUUCCUUCCGCUCCGCGUUUAAGUCCCAAGCCCGCAUCCAAGAUGACGAAAGGUACGCAGAGUUUCGGUAUGCGCCACAACAAGACCCACACCAUCUGUAGACGGUGUGGGCGCAGCUCUUACCACAUCCAGAAGAGCACCUGCUCUUCGUGUGGCUACCCCGCUGCUAAGAUGCGCAAGUUCAACUGGAGCCAGAAGGCCCUGCGUCGCCGCACGACGGGCACUGGCCGCAUGCGCCACCUGAAGAACGUUCAGCGUCGUUUCAAGAACGGCUUCCGUGAGGGUUCUUCCGCUGUGUCGAAGAAGGCCGCCACCAACUAAGUACACUCGAGAGGAAUCCGCUCGAUUGGAACAGGGGAAAACAGGCAGCUUGGGGUAAAAAGACAACACACUAGCUAGCGAAGCGACAGGGAGACGGCGAGCAGGAGCGUGGAAGACGUUGGAGACGAGAGCGAAAGUGGAAUUUGAAGCUCUUUUAAGUGCAAGUGACAACCGACAAAACAGGCGAAAGCGUGCAGAGACGAUCGUCCCGACCGCUUGUUGGGGGCAACAUGAGCCGCCUUCGACCUUCCAAUCCAAUAUUCACAUCCUUUAGCCGUUCCUCCA